AUGCCAGAGAAUCCCAGAGAUAAGAGCAGUGCAGCGAACAGCGGCAAUCGUUCUGUACUUUCAAUUGCGUCUCCAACAAAACUGAACAUUUUAUCUUCGGAUUGGUCUAGAAAUCAAGGUAAAGUUUCUAAAGGAUCACUGAAACGAUCAAGUUCACUAAGUAUUAGAAACCCCAAACGAACUAGUUUACAAGCAUCUACGGGUUCUAUCUACGCAAGACCUAAGAUUACCAUUGGAGCACCACCAUUGAUCAGACGAGAUUCUUCAUUUUUUAAAGAAGAGUUCGAGGCUAAAAAAGACAAAACAAAUUUUUCUACAUAUUUGUCCCGUUCAUAUUCCACAAAUGGACUAGACAGUACAACUCUCCAAACAUCCUUAUCUCAACCGGCAACAUCUAGAGAUUCUGAUGAGCAAUUUACGGUAGCAGCAGACAGAUAUAUUCCAAUUCUACAGGGCGCUUCCCAAAACAAGGUCGAUCCUGAAACCUUGCAUGAAGCACUACCUCCUCCCAAUGCUUCCCCAAUCACGCAUUUGAGGGCUCAAACUAAAAUAGUCUUUAAACAAAGCGUAGCCGAGGCAUGCGGACUAGAUAUGAAUAGAAGAAUACUACAAUAUAUGCCUGAGCCACCAAAAUGCUCUUCGUCAAGGCAAAAAAGUUAUAUUAUGAAGAAAAGGACACAUUAUAGUUACCAGCAAGAACAAAAGAUUCCAGACUUAAUCAAAUUGAGAAAGAUCAAUACUAAUCCUGAAAGAAUCCUUGAUGCUCCUGGUUUCCAAGACGACUUUUAUUUAAACUUGUUAAGUUGGUCUAAGAAAAAUGUUUUGGCUAUAGCAUUGGACACAGCACUAUAUCUAUGGAAUGCCACUUCUGGGGAUGUGUCCUUGUUAACGGAUUUCGAAAAUACCACAAUAUGUAGCGUCACUUGGUCUGACGAUGAUUGCCACAUUUCCAUCGGUAAGGAGGAUGGGAACACUGAAAUUUGGGACAUAGAGACCAUGUCUUUGAUAAGAACUAUGAGAUCUGGCUUAGGGGUACGUAUUGGCUCCCUGUCUUGGCUAGAUACUCUAGUUGCAACAGGCAGUCGUAGUGGGGAAAUCCAAAUCAAUGACGUCAGGAUCAAACAGCAUAUCGUAUCUACAUGGGAAGAACAUACUGGCGAAGUAUGUGGUUUGAGCUAUAAAAGUGAUGGAUUGCAACUUGCCUCCGGUGGUAAUGACAACACCGUAAUGAUUUGGGAUACGAGAACAUCUUUGCCUCAGUUUUCAAAGAAAACGCACACCGCUGCUGUGAAAGCACUGAGUUGGUGUCCAUACUCUCCAAAUAUCCUAGCCUCUGGAGGUGGACAAACGGAUAAACAUAUCCAUUUUUGGAACAGUAUGACAGGCUCAAGAGUAGGUUCAAUCAAUACUGGAUCUCAGGUGAGCUCUUUACAUUGGGGCCAAAGUUAUAUGUCCACCAGUGGUGGCACAAUGAAUAAAGAGAUUGUUGCCACAGGGGGCAAUCCCGAGAAUGCAAUCUCUGUCUAUAACUAUGAGACAAAAUUCAAAGUAGCUGAAGUAGUUCAUGCUCAUGAAGCAAGAAUAUGCUGUUCACAAUUAUCCCCAGAUGGAACCACAUUGGCCACGGUAGGUGGGGACGAAAACCUAAAAUUUUACAAGAUAUUCGAUCCAAGGAGCACUGAAAGACCCAGGGAAAAAGGUAGCGUCAUGGAUGGUAUGUUAGGUAUGAUUGGCAAAGAAGAAUGUGGCGGAAAUGACAAAGAGAAUCGCUCCAAGAAUUCAAAUGAGAUCCAUACAGGACGGCCUUCUUCAAGUACCAGCCAGUUCUUGAUCAGGUAA
Messenger RNA from Saccharomyces eubayanus, 1839 nucleotides. RefSeq names its product ubiquitin-protein transferase activating protein CDC20 (gene CDC20). The transcript has a single exon. Gene Ontology annotation, molecular function: protein binding; anaphase-promoting complex binding; ubiquitin ligase activator activity. Bases 1 to 1839 code for a protein of 612 amino acids. NCBI's taxonomy places the organism in Eukaryota, Fungi, Ascomycota, Saccharomycetes, Saccharomycetales, Saccharomycetaceae. The record is from RefSeq and is a predicted model, not a curated record. Gene Ontology annotation, cellular component: anaphase-promoting complex. Gene Ontology annotation, biological process: anaphase-promoting complex-dependent catabolic process; positive regulation of ubiquitin protein ligase activity; positive regulation of anaphase-promoting complex-dependent catabolic process.